AUGAUGUCAAAAAGAAGUGUACCUGCCAGGUACUGUUGUCUCAACACCUAUGAAGCCGUAUUUGCAGCUCUCUUUGUCAUGAUGGUGGUGGUUUGUGCUGGAUUAAUUGCGGUGUCCUGUCUGGCAAUCAAGGAGUCACAAAAAGAUGCAGAAUUUGGAAAAAGUCAUGAAGCCAGAGGAACAUUUAAAAUAACAUCGGGAGCUAUUAAUCCUAAUUUGCAAGAUAAACUCUCAGUGGAGUUCAAAGUGCUUGCAUUUGACCUUCAGCAAAUGUUGGAUGAGAUCUUUCAAUCAAGUAAUCUGAAGAAUAUAUAUAAACACUCAAGAGUUUUACAAUUUACAAAAGGCAGCGUUAUAGCUAUAUUUGACCUAUUCUUUGCCCAGUGGGUAUCAGAUGAAAAUGUAAAAGAAGAACUGAUACACGGCAUUGAAGCAAAUAAAUCCAGUCAACUGGCCACUUUCCAUAUUGAUUUGAACAGCGUUCAUAUCACAGAAAAUGUCUCAGUAGAAUGUUCACCUCAUUUAAGACUUUGUGCUGAUGGGCUAACUUGUGUAAGACGCAAUUUGUUCUGUGAUGGAGAAGUCAACUGUCCUGAUGGUUCAGACGAAGACAGUAAAGUAUGUGCAACAGUUUGUGAUGGAAAAUUUUUGUUGACUGGAUCUUCUGGGUCCUUCCAGGCUACUCAUCAUCCAAAGCCUUCUGAAUCAAGUGUUGUCUGUCAGUGGAUUAUACGUGUAAACCAAGGACUUUCCAUUAAACUGAGCUUUGAUUCUUUUAAUACAUCUUCCUAUGAUGUAUUAGAUAUUUAUGAAGGUGUGGGCACAAACAAGGUUUUAAGAGCUUCUCUUUUUCAAACUAGUCCUGGCACAAUUCGAAUUUUUUCCAACCAAGUUACUGCCACCUUUCUUAUAAUAUCUGAUAAAAAUGAUUAUGUUGGGUUUAUUGCAACAUAUACUGCAUUUGACAGCAGAGAGAUUAAUAAUUAUGAGAAAAUUAAUUGUAAUUUUGAAGAUGGCUUUUGUUUUUGGAUCCAGGAUUUAAAUGAUGAUAAUGAAUGGGAACGAUUUCGGGGAAAAGCCCUUCCUCCUCUUAGUGGACCAGAUUUUGACCACACUUUUGGGAAUAGUUCAGGAUAUUAUAUUUCCACCCCAUUUGGACCAGGGAGAAAAGAAAGAGUCAGCCUUUUAAGUCUUCCUUUAACCAGUUUGGAACCAGUGUGCCUUAGUUUCUGGUAUUAUAUGUGUGGUGAAAAUGUCUAUAAAUUAAGUGUUAAUAUCAGCAAUGGCCAAAACAUGGAGAAGACAAUUUUCCAAAAGGAAGGAAAUUAUGGACAAAAUUGGAAUUAUGGACAAGUAACAUUAAAUGAAACGAUGGAAUUUAAGGUUGCUUUUAAUGCUUAUAAAAAUGAAUUAUGGAGGGACAUAGGACUGGAUGACAUUAGCUUAACACGUGGGAUUUGCAAUGAAAAUCUGUAUCCAGAACCAACUUUGGUUCCAACUACUCCACCAGAACUUCCUACAAACUGUGGAGGGCCUUUUGAACUGUGGGAACCAAAUUCAACAUUCACAUCUAUGAACUUUCCUAACAGCUACCCAAAUAAGGCUUUCUGUAUUUGGAAUUUAAAUGCACAGAAGGGAAAAAAUAUCCAACUUCAUUUUCAAGAAUUUGAUUUAGAAAAUAUUAAUGAUGUAGUUGAAAUCAGAGAUGGUGAAGGUGAUUCCCUGCUCUUAGCUGUGUACACAGGGUCUGGUCCAGUAAAGGACGUAUUCUCAACCACCAACAGAAUGUCUGUGAUAUUCAUCUCCAGUGAUAAUGGGGCAAAAGGGGGAUUUAAAGCAAACUUCACUACUGGCUACUACUUAGGGAUUCCAGAACCCUGCAAGGAACAUCAUUUUCAAUGUAAGAAUGGAGACUGCAUUCCAAUGGCGAAUCUCUGUGACAGUUUUCCACACUGUCAGGAUGGCUCAGAUGAAAAGCAUUGUGUGCGUCUUUUCAAUUCAACGAUGAAGAACAAUGGUUUGGUGCAGUUCAGAAUUCAGAGUGUGUGGCAUGUGGCUUGUGCUGAGAACUGGAACCCCCAGAUUUCAAAUGAUGUUUGCCAACUGCUGGGACUAGGGAGUGAAAACUCAUCAUUGUCAGUUUCCUCUGCUGGAAAUGGGCCAUUUGUAACAUUAAGCACAGCACCAAAUGGCAGCUUAAUACUAACACCAAGUCAACAGUGCUCACAGGAUUCACUGAUUAUGUUACAAUGUAACCAUAAAUCCUGUGGGAAAAAAAUGGCAGUUCAAGAAGUCAACCCAAAGAUUGUUGGAGGAAGUCAUGCCAAAGAAGGAGCCUGGCCCUGGGUCGUCAGUCUAUAUUUUGACAACAGGCUGUUGUGUGGUGCUUCUCUGGUCAGCCCUGACUGGCUGGUGUCUGCGGCUCACUGCGUGUAUGGGCGCAAUGAACCACCAACUCAGUGGAAAGCAAUUCUGGGCCUGCAUAUGGCAUCAAACCUGAGUUCUCCUCAUAUCGAAACACGGUUGAUAGACCAAAUUAUCAUAAAUCCACAUUAUAAUAAAAGGGUUAAGGACAGUGACAUCGCCAUGAUGCACCUCGAAUUUAAAGUGAAUUACACAGAUUAUAUACAACCUAUUUGCUUACCAAGAGAAAAUCAAGUUUUUCCUGCAGGAAAAAAGUGUUCUAUUGCUGGCUGGGGUAGACUUUCUUCUCAAGCUCCUCCUGCAGACGUAUUGCAAGAAGCUGAAGUUCCUCUUAUAUCAAAUGAGAAAUGCCAACAACAGAUGCGAUAUAACAUUACAGAAAACAUGGUCUGUGCAGGCUAUGAAAGAGGAGGAAUUGAUACCUGUCAGGGAGAUUCAGGAGGACCAUUAAUGUGCCAAGAGGAUGACAGGUGGUUCCUGGCAGGUGUGACAUCCUUUGGAAAAGGGUGUGCGCUACCCAAACGCCCAGGGGUCUAUGUCCGUGUCCCAAGAUUCGUGGAAUGGAUACAGAGUUUUCUGCAUUAG
Messenger RNA from Talpa occidentalis (Iberian mole), 3009 nucleotides. It is a transcript of the gene TMPRSS15, whose product is annotated as transmembrane serine protease 15. Gene Ontology annotation, cellular component: membrane. NCBI's taxonomy places the organism in Eukaryota, Metazoa, Chordata, Mammalia, Eulipotyphla, Talpidae. Gene Ontology annotation, biological process: proteolysis. The record is from RefSeq and is a predicted model, not a curated record. Gene Ontology annotation, molecular function: serine-type endopeptidase activity; protein binding.